Engraulis encrasicolus (European anchovy) is the source of this 4137-nucleotide messenger RNA. RefSeq names its product receptor like tyrosine kinase (gene ryk). Gene Ontology annotation, biological process: axonogenesis; positive regulation of kinase activity; multicellular organism development. Gene Ontology annotation, cellular component: signaling receptor complex; plasma membrane. The record is from RefSeq and is a predicted model, not a curated record. The transcript has 16 exons. NCBI's taxonomy places the organism in Eukaryota, Metazoa, Chordata, Actinopteri, Clupeiformes, Engraulidae. Bases 480 to 2390 code for a protein of 636 amino acids. Gene Ontology annotation, molecular function: ATP binding; protein kinase activity.
AAUGGAGGCACACACACGCACACACACACAUCGCACACCCCCGACCAACCCCACCUCCUUCCCACAAUGAAAACUGAGCUAGCAGGGGGGAGGGAAAAGACCAUGAAAGGAGAGAGUUGGAUGAGAGCUACUUUUCGGGUCAUUCUGUACUAAAUUCUUUUGGCCUGUUUCGUUGCACGGCUACUCGAAGAAGAUUUGAAAAGAAGAAAAAGGACAGAAAAGGAACUUUUUACCCAGCGACUACUUUUUUCAAGAUUUUGCGGUCUCCGCACAUACUGAGCGAGUCUGGUUAACCAAAGUUAGCUCGCCAACGUUAGCACUGCUAGCUUGUCGGCUAGUAGGAAGAAAAACCGGGAGAGGAAGAGAGAAGACAAGAAAGCGCAGUUAUCUUCCAAGUCGUAUUAUGUUGCCGCUAGGACGUAGUCUGAGCUUUGGGUGACACUGAAGUAGUGUGAUUACUUCUGCGGCGAGAGGAAUUAAUGCAACAGGUUCGGAUACGCGCCAUGGCGGAGCUGAAGGACACUUCUUGUGGUACCAGUCCGUAUGUGUGCCACCGCUGGCCGCAUUCGGUGCUGUGGAGACUGGGGGGUUUCUUUUUCCUUCUGCUUUUGGAGGGGGCCCUGUGCCUGGCCAGUCCGAGUGGGCCACCCGGGACUAGUACCAAUACCAACCGGCCCUAUGUGAAUAUCUUCCUCAGCACGGAGGAGGUCAAGAAACUCUUGGGCCUGGAUGCGGAGCUGUACUAUGUGAGGGACGAUGAUGUGAACAUGUACGCCCUCUCCUUCAUCCCGCCCAUCCCCAGUGACAUCAGCACACUACACUUCACAUGGCAUUCCAAAAACAAGGUGGAGUACAAGCUGGGCUUCCAGGUGGAGAAUCCCUCAGCCAUGGAGCAACCUCAAAGCAACAUCUCCAUGCAGGGAGAGAUACCCAGAAGCAGAUCAGUGUUCCGUGUGGACCUGCUGUGUUCUGGUAAGGUGGAUGAGGAGGCCCUGGUGACCGUGCAGCUGAACCUGACCAUCAACCCCAAGAAUGUCACCACGCUCAACUUCAAACGCAGGAAAAUGUGCUACCGACGAGUGGAGCCAGUGGACCCUCCUAAGAUCCCGAUGCCUAAGCCUGGUUACCCUGUGAGUCCUCCCACCACCUCCACGCGUGUCUUCUACAUCAGUGUGAGCGUGUGCUGCGCCGUCAUCUUCCUGGUGGCCAUCAUCCUUGCCCUGCUUCACCUGCAUAGCAUGAAGAGGAUCGAACUGGACGACAGUGUGAGUGACAGCGGGAGCUCCCAGGGUCUCUCCCAGCCCUCCACCCAGACCACCCAGUACCUGAGAGCCGACACGCCCAACAACGCCACGCCUGUCACCAACGUUCACCCUGGCUCUGCACCCGUCCACCAGCUUGCUGCUGCCUCCUCCUCCUUCCCUGCCCAGGGUGCCCCCUCUCAGCCCAGCAAAAGCUACCCCUCACUGCGUAUUGAGAAGAACGACCUUCGGAGCGUGACCUUGAUGGAGGCCAAGGCCAAGGUGAAGGACAUCGCCAUCUCCAGAGAGAGAGUCACACUACGGGACGUCCUGCAUGAAGGUACUUUUGGGAGGAUAUUCCAUGGAGUUCUCUUGGACGAGAAAGACCCCACAAAAGAGAAGCAAGUGUUCGUCAAAACAGUCAAAGAUCACGCUUCUGAAGUGCAGGUGACGAUGAUGCUGACAGAGAGCUGUAAGCUGCGAGGACUUCACCAUAGGAACCUGUUGCCGAUCAGUCAUGUGUGUGUGGAGGAGGGGGAGAAGCCUAUGGUCUUGCUGCCCUACAUGAACUGGGGCAACCUCAAGCUCUUCCUCAGACAGUGCAAACUGGCAGAGGCGAACAACCCGCAGGCGAUCUCACAGCAGGACCUGGUGCAUAUGGCUAUCCAGAUCGCCUGUGGCAUGAGCUACCUGGCACGUCGAGAGGUCAUCCACAAAGACCUGGCCGCCAGGAACUGUGUCAUUGAUGACAGUAUGCAGGUGAAAAUCGUGGACAACGCGCUGGCGCGAGACCUGUUCCCCAUGGACUACCACUGUCUGGGGGACAACGAGAACAGACCCGUACGCUGGAUGGCCCUCGAGAGCCUGCUCAACAACGACUUCUCCAGUGCCAGCGAUGUGUGGGCGUUUGGUGUGAGUCUUUGGGAGCUGAUGACUCUGGGCCAGACUCCGUAUGUGGACAUCGACCCCUUCGAGAUGGCAGCCUACCUUAAGGACGGCUACCGAAUAGCACAGCCAAUCAACUGCCCCGAUGAGCUGUUUGCAGUGAUGGCCUGCUGCUGGGCGCUGGAUCCAGAGGAGAGGCCAAAGUUCCAGCAGUUGGUCCAGUGUCUGACCGAGUUCCAUGCUGCUCUGGGGGCCUACGUCUGAAAUCCAGCCCCAGGCUUCUUCUCCAGCUGCCAGGCCCAGCCAGCACUAACUACCAAGAGGACAAUAAUGAGAAGAAAAGAAAAGAAACCAGUGCCUUACGGGAAAAUAAUGAGAAAGAAAAAAGACUUUCGGAGUAUUUUUUAUUUGUUUUGUAUUUUUUUAUUAUUAUUAUUAUUAUAAUACAAAAAAACAAUGCAUUUCCACAACACACAAGUAACGUCAUUGGCAUUUCUUGGGUAACUUGCUUUUUUAUGAACCCCCAGAGGAGCACAGAGACACAAUGAUCCCCUUCCUGCAGUGAGAGGAAAGGAUGUGACUAUGCUUUUGACGCGCCAAUGUUAGCUAUGCUCCUAUCACCACAUUAGACAUACAUGUGCCCUUCGUGUGGUGAGUGAUCCCCCUCACCCGCUCCCUCUGGAGUGGGCAUCAGUUGCUGUUUCUCAAAUGUACCCAGAGAUUGGUCUUUCAAGAAAUGGAGAGUCUACACACAGGGCUGUGUUUUCAGUGGAGGGACUGACACAGAGGCACCCAGAGUGUGUGUGUGUGUGUGCGCGUGCGUGCGGACAUGGUGCCUCGUCUUUGUAGUCCACACACACACCCAAGACCCUCGUUUUGGGGAGUUUACAGGUCUGACGGCUCUUGAGGAUCUGAUCUGCCCUUGAUGCAUCCCAGGCUGUUGCCCUGAGCCAAGUACUGUCUGCCGCCCCUCCCCUCCCCGCUUCUCCUUGGGUGCCAGACCAGAGAGACACUCUAAACGGCAGGACAUACAAGAGGACAUGGCAGCAAGAGGUGUAUAUAGGAUGCCAAAGCUGAAAGAAAGCUGUGCGUGUGUGCGUGUGUGCGUGCGUGCGUGCGUGCGUGCGUGCGUGCGUGCGUGUGCGCAUGUUCUUUUGGUUGCUGAUGGUUGAGUGCAUGUGUGUCUUUACGUGUUGAUGCUUGUGUGUUCAUGCUUGUGUGUGUGAGUGUGCGCACGAGUGCAUUGAUGUUAAUGUGUGUAUAUUACACAAUCUUGAGUGACGGAGCUUCACCAGUUACCUUCUGGGACCUGUGACUGACCGCUACGGCCUGUGGCGGUUUGCCCCAAUCAUGAAUCAAGAGGUUUCCCUUCCUGUUAUCCCUCCAGCCAAUCCCGUUGCACGAACAUUACUCCCCAGGGGCCCAAUCAGAAUCCCCCUUCAUCGCAAGUCAUCCCACUGCAACCCGUAACACAUUCUCAACAGAGUGAGUGGACCAGACAUGACAUUGUACAAUACACCAGAUAUAUAUGCUGACAAGACUACCCUGAACUGGUCUCCAUUAUAAGACCAGUGAGGCGAAGGAACUGUGGUACGUCCUCAGAGGAAAAAAAAAAACAUUAAUGACAAUAAUAUAAAGUCCCGCUCCUGUAUGAAGUUUGACUGUUCUGUGUCAGAACUAGAUGCACCGUUUCAAAAUAUUAAAAAAAGACACGAUGAUGAUGUAUUGAUGACAUGGUAAUGAUGGUGUUUCAGUCAGGAGAAAAGCCCAGCUUGAACCCGUUCACUGUGAAAGUCAAGGAGUGCUUCUGAGCAGACGCCAUUUUCUAACUCUUCCCUUUGCAUCAUAUAAGGUCUUCGUCAUGUCAUGUGACCUCAUCAUGAUCACCGCAUGUUGAUUUGUUUUUGUUUUUUUGUUUUUGUAAGGUUAUUGUGUAAACUGCUUCCUGAUUUCCAUACCCACGUACCAAUUACAAUGGAGCCAUUGAAUAAAACAGCCCUUCCAUUGCAUA